Messenger RNA from Gadus chalcogrammus (walleye pollock), 1799 nucleotides. Its product is annotated as protein Wnt-10a-like. Gene Ontology annotation, cellular component: extracellular region. The transcript is spliced from 4 exons. Gene Ontology annotation, molecular function: frizzled binding; cytokine activity. Lineage: Eukaryota; Metazoa; Chordata; Actinopteri; Gadiformes; Gadidae. Bases 459 to 1799 code for a protein of 446 amino acids. The record is from RefSeq and is a predicted model, not a curated record. Gene Ontology annotation, biological process: multicellular organism development; canonical Wnt signaling pathway; neuron differentiation.
CUUAUGCUGCUCAAGUCGUCCUCCUCUGAUGCUCAAGUCUUCAUGUAGCACACUUAAUGCUGCUCAAUUCGUCCUCCUCGGAUGUUACUCCAAUGCAAAUAUCUUGGCCGAGUUUUUGGAACGUGCACGGAUGUGUUCAGGAGACAGAGCCAGAGAGACAGCACCUGCGAGCGAUCUGAUUUACAUUUUGUCAAUUUCGGUUCAUUCAAAACUUGAGAGUGUGAUACGGAGUGUUUUUUUUAAUGACUGUCCCCAGCCAAUCACAGCCGGAACUGCGGUCACCGUAGCUCAGCCAAGCGCAUCUGUCUCCGGCCGCUCCAGUCCAGUUGACCCGAUCCCCGAACCAAACCAACAGCACAUCUUCAACACGGAAUAUUGGACGUGGUUUGACUUGAAUUACGGAUCAUUCGCACUUCUUUCACAACUUUUAAAACAACAAUCACCCUAGAAUUCAGAGCAUGGAGAUGGUUUUCAUCAGAGUGGCUCUGCGCGCUUUGAUAGUCGUUUGUCUUUUGGAUAAGGGGGUGGUGGACUCCAACGAGAUCCUGGGCCUGAAGCUACCCAACAUCGACCCCAUCCUCAACGCCAACACAGUGUGCCUGACACUGUCGGGCUUGAACCGCCGCCAGCAGGACGUCUGCAUGCGCAACCCGGACGUCACAGCCUCCGCCAUCCAGGGCAUCCAGAUCGCCAUCCACGAGUGCCAGCACCAGUUCAGAGGUCACCGCUGGAAUUGCUCCAGCCUGGAGACACGCAACAAGAUCCCCUAUGACAGCGUGGUCUUCAAACGAGGCUUCCGUGAGAGCGCCUUUGCCUACGCCAUUGCGGCGGCGGGCGUGGUGCACGCCGUGGCCAAUGCCUGCUCCAUGGGCAAGCUGAAGGCUUGCGGCUGUGACGACAAGCGGCGCGGUGACGAGGAAGCAUUCCGCAUCAAGCUGCACCACCUGCAGAUGGAGGCCAUCCACCGGGGCAAGGGCAUGGUGCACGGGGUGAUGGAGCACUUCCCUGCCGAGCUGCCGGGGCCCCAGGACUCCUGGGAGUGGGGCGGCUGCAGCCCCGACGUGGAGUUCGGGGAGAAGUUCUCGCAGGACUUCCUGGACGCCCGUGAGACCUACAAGGACAUCCAUGCGCGCAUGAGGCUGCACAAUAACAGAGUUGGGAGGCAGGUGGUGCUCAGCAACAUGCGGAGGAAGUGUAAGUGCCACGGUACGUCGGGGAGCUGCCAGCUCAAGACGUGCUGGCAGGUGACCCCUGAGUUCCGCGUGGUGGGAUCCCUGCUGAGGGAGCGCUUCCAGAGCGCCACGCUCAUCAAGGCCCACAACCGCAACACGGGGCAGCUGGACCACUCCCACCACGGCAACCACCACCACAGCAACCACCACAGCAGCAACAGCCACCACCACAGCAGCAGCAGUAGCAGCAACCACCACAGCAACCACCAUCCCAACAACAACAACAACAACCACCACAACCACCACGGCCACCACAACCACCAACACCACCACCACCCGCACCCCCACCGCCGCCGCCAGCAGCCCAGCAUCAACGACCUGGUGUACUUCGAGAAGUCCCCCGACUUCUGCGAGCGAGACCUGGGCUCCGACUCCAGUGGCACGCAGGGCCGCAUCUGCAACAAGACCAGCCCGGGCAUGGACCGUUGCGAGAGCCUGUGCUGCGGCCGCGGCCACAACAUCCUGCAGCAGACACGCAGCGAGCGCUGCAACUGCAAGUUCCACUGGUGCUGCUACGUGGUGUGUGCCGAGUGCCGCAUCACAGAGUGGGUCAGCGUGUGCAAGUGA